AUGGAGAAUCAGCAGCAGCAGAAUCGCCCGGAUCCGGAAGAGGACCAGGACCAGGACCAGGACCUGGAGGAGGAGGAGGACCCCGAAGAGUGGAUGUCAACGGGACGGGGGUCGCCCUCGCCGUCGGUCNUGUCAACGGGACGGGGGUCGCCCUCGCCGUCGGUCACUUCUGAUUCCUGUUCUGCUUCAGCAGCCGCCGCCGUCUCUUCACCACCUUCUUCAGCACUGAUUCCAAAAACUUCUUCUUCUUCUGAUCUCAGCAACACAAUCACCGCCACAACAACAACAGCAACCACAACGCUGCGUUCUACUGACUCCUGCUCCUCGCCCUCGACGAUGACAACACUGCUCCUCGACAGUCUGGAGCAGUUUGGAGAGGAUGCCAAGGACCAUGUCGGCGACGAUGACACCGCCGACGAGGACGACGACGACGACGA
Molecule: messenger RNA, 437 nt
Organism: Rhagoletis zephyria (snowberry fruit fly)
Lineage: Eukaryota; Metazoa; Arthropoda; Insecta; Diptera; Tephritidae
Source: RefSeq, a predicted model, not a curated record